Messenger RNA from Zea mays, 1233 nucleotides. RefSeq lists its product as uncharacterized. The transcript is spliced from 11 exons. Gene Ontology annotation, biological process: fatty acid biosynthetic process. NCBI's taxonomy places the organism in Eukaryota, Viridiplantae, Streptophyta, Magnoliopsida, Poales, Poaceae. Gene Ontology annotation, molecular function: NAD binding; 3-oxoacyl-[acyl-carrier-protein] reductase (NADPH) activity. The coding region runs from base 46 to 984 and encodes 312 amino acids. The record is from RefSeq and is marked validated.
CUCCCCGACUCCUCCCCAUCGCCCAUCGCCGCCCUCCGAUCCUUCAUGGCCGCUGCCACAGCCGCCGCCGCCGCGCUCGCCUCCCCGGCGGGCCUCUCCACAUCGCUGGCGCGCCGCGGCCUCGUCAGCUUCGCACCCGCGCUCCGCCCCGGCCCUGACCGCAGCUCUCGCGCCGUCGCCCUCCUCGGUGUACGAACUCAUGUCACGGCUGUUGAUCAAGCCAUUGUAAAAGGUGAUACAAAGUUGGAAGGUCCUGUGGUUGUUGUUACUGGUGCUUCCAGGGGGAUUGGAAAAGCCACUGCAUUGGCUCUUGGAAAAGCAGGCUGCAAGGUCUUGGUGAAUUAUGCUCGAUCUUCAAAGGAGGCUGAAGAAGUCUCCAAGGAGAUUGAAGCAUCUGGAGGCCAGGCCAUUACCUUUGGAGGAGAUGUUUCCAAAGAGGCUGAUGUUGAAUCUAUGAUAAAAGUGGCUGUUGAUACAUGGGGAACGAUUGAUGUACUAGUAAAUAAUGCAGGAAUCACACGGGACACAUUGUUGAUGAGAAUGAAGAAAUCACAGUGGCAAGAUGUGAUUGAUUUGAAUCUUACAGGCGUUUUCCUUUGCACGCAGGCUGCAACAAAAGUAAUGAUGAAGAAGAAAAAGGGAAGAAUUAUCAAUAUAGCAUCGGUUGUUGGUCUUACUGGUAAUGCUGGACAAGCUAAUUAUGCUGCUGCCAAGGCUGGGGUUAUUGGGUUCACAAAAACAGUUGCUAGGGAGUAUGCCAGCAGAAAUAUUAAUGCAAACGUUAUCGCUCCUGGAUUUAUUGCUUCAGAUAUGACUGCUGAACUUGGUGAAGAGUUAGAGAAGAAAAUUCUGUCAACUAUUCCUUUAGGGCGCUAUGGUCGGCCAGAGGAUGUAGCAGGCCUGGUGGAAUUCUUAGCCCUCAGCCCUGCUGCAAGCUACAUCACUGGACAGGUCCUCACCAUCGAUGGAGGAAUGGUAAUGUAAGGCUUCGAAUCUGUGCCGCUGGCCUCUAAUGUGUCGCAGAAAAAAAAUGUAAUUCAGUUUUUUGAGUGUCAUUUUUAAGGGGUGGUUUCUUUUGUCCGCAGCGGUUUGUGGUAUAGUACAGUUUGUUUCGAAGGGAGAGUUGAUACUAGAAAUUUGCACACGUAUAGUUAGCUUAAUUUCUUUGCGAUUGGCCGAUUGCUCCAAACAUGUUAUUGGAACGCUCUUUCCCUGAGUCUUCGUUUCCGUUUC